CGCGGGGCAAUUAUGGCAUGGUAUAAGCAAACCGGCGCGGGCACUAGGAACCGUGCAGCCGGUUGUCGGCCCAUAGCGUCACACCGCACUGCUUAUAUGGCGCUCCGCGGAUAUUGCCAACUGCGACACGUGGCACGACAUGAUGAUAAUGAUGACGACGGUGAUAAACACGAUGAUGGUGACGAUAACGGUGGUGAUGUUGAUCUGGACGACGAUGUCACUGAUGAUGAUGACAAUGUUGAUGACGAUGAUGAUGUCGAUGAUGAUGUUGGUGAUGAUGAUGAUGGUGAUGAUGACGAUGAUGAUGAUGACGAUGAUGACAACGAUGAUGACGAUGUUGAUGAUGACGAUGGUGGUGAUUUUGAUGACGGCAACGAUGUCGCUGAUGAUGAUGAUGUUGUUGAUGAUGUUGAUGAUGUUGACGAUGAUGUUGAUGAUGAUGACGAUGUUGAUGCCGUUGACGAUGUUGAUGAUGAUGUUGUAGAUGAUGAUGAUGAUGUUGAUGAAGAUGAUGAUAAUCACGAUGACAAUAAUGGUGUUGAUGAUGAUGAUGAUGAAGAUGAUGACGAUGAUGAUGGUGGCGACGAUGAUGGUGAUGAUGGAGGCGAUGAUGAUGAUGAUGAUGGCAAGCAAGAAUCAUGGGGCCGCUCGCGAGGAAAGAACGAGAGGGAAUCAGAAGGGGACACAGAAACCAUGUGGCCCAAUGUCACCGACAUCCUUUCCCUCCAUUGCGUGAUGGAGGGGACCUUCUUGACACCACGCAUCUUCGAGUCGAUCUUCUCGACACUACGGGCCAUGAGUGUCGAGAUGCACAUUCGCUUAGCAGAACCUUUUCGUCCUUGUGCAAAAUCCGUGCGGCUUUUCAACGGUGUGACAACGAUCCACGGAGCGACCGCAGAGGACUUCGACGAGGACCCAUGGAUGACCGUUGUCCCUUGCAUGGACGCGCAUCCUGACGACUGGGGCGAGGGCAAUUGGGCCAAUAUGGAGAGUCACUGCCCUUGGGCAAACCAGUACAAGUUCGCGAAUAUGUUGGAGUUCGGGGACCUCAUCCCACUGCCUGACGCUGUCCUCGGACAUAAGUUCCUGAACCAUAUGCGCAAAGCACUAAGGUCGUCGCCACGAACUUGGGGGGGCUCGCGGAAACAAGAGUUGGUGGACUGCGCUCGUCGCUGCUCGUUCCUGGACCAGUACCUGCUCCGUAGCCCCGAGAUUUCUCCACGAGCUGUGUCGUACUGCUGUGUGCGGUUGAUUGUGUCCGGAUCUGAUUUCGCCAGAGUUCUGUGUGUCGCUGCUUCGAACAAGAGUAGGAAACUCAUCGACGCAGUUGUGCUCGUGUCGCGCAACGAGGUUGUGAUUGAAGGGUCCAAAUUCGUGCCGAUGCGUGGGCCUGAACGUGUGGAUCGGGAACGUCAUCGCCGGUGCCAAGGGGGCGAUUCUGGACAUGUGUCUAUUCAAGGGGUUCGGAGCGGGUGCUGCGACACCCCGUUCUACGACGACCUCCGACGGCAGGGCGGGUUUGUUUUGGGUCGAGAGUUCUUUGACUUGUUGGAGGACAAGGACAUCGCCUUUGACGUCCCUUGCGAAGUCGGCCACGACUUGGAAUUGUCAAUGCCUUUGCAUCCGUGCGGCGGUUGUGAGUCGAGCAGGGCAGCACGGGAGGGGGGGGAUCUGGGUUCCGGGAAGGCUACUCAUGUGCAGCGGGAGGAUGCCAGAGGUUUGUUUGACGGCAGCGAAGAUGAGGCCACACCACGUCCUCCGUUUUCGCCGUCGAGGGAAAAAGACAGUCUGCGUUCGAAAAUAAAGAACAGACGUACGAGUUGCCGGUCUUCAAGCUCGGUCUUCAAGCUCGCACCACUGGGGCUUCAAAAACCUACUCCUGGGACCAAGGCACAACGUCUGAAGUCGGAGGAGUGGAAGAACGAGUUGGAGGGAGAAUACUACUACUACGCGGUGUGCGGGCAGCACAACGCGGCUGCAGCCCGGUCGAUGCUCGGCAGCGAGGUGGCCAAGAAGUACAAUUUCGAGCGGUGGCCGGCACGGAUGGUGUACUUUUCCGACGAUGACUUCGAAGGGUAUUUUCUUGUUAGUUCACAGGAGAACAAGAAGGACCUCAAGGCACCUCCCAGACAGUUGAAACUUUUUAUGAAAGACAUUCGAUGGCAGUGGAAGCAUGACAGCUGCCCAGGAGCUGUGAUGGGGAACCCUAGCGGGAAACAAGAUCAGGUCCGGGAUUGGCGUAAGUUUUGUACAACGGCGCUCCAUAAGGCGCCUCAAAACAGUUUGUGGCUUCUCGCGGAUCAAAAGGAAGAGGAGGUCAUUAAGAAGCAAAAUGUUGCCCUGYGUUCUUACUUACCUCUGGCGAUGGCCAGGGAAAAUGUCUGGAAACUGGUCGUGGAAUUUUUUGAAAAAUGGAAGACGGGCAGAUUGCUGAGGCACGACGGGGCUAAGUGGAUCGUCAAAAAGAAGAAGGUCAAAAACGUAAAGCCUUGGGUCGCCUACAUCCACAACGACAAAUUGGGCAGAACGGAGGAGGUGUACAACAUCCCCGUGGACCCGUCGAAUAAAAAGGGCAAAAAGGAGAAAGAGGAGGGCGAUUGGCUCGUGCAAGUGCCAAACCCGGACGCGCAUUGUUGGAAAACAAUAGAAUCACUCACGGACAAUGAGAAGUAUCGCGUUCUGAAAAAGGUGCUUGCUUGCGAGGUCGUUUGGGUCCAGGCCGACUCCCUGUCUUUGGCGAAGUUGGGAAAGCUCAGCGUGCAGGACAUGGUGCAGCUGGUGAAGUGCGACCGCGUGCUGGUCCGGUUGUGGAAUUACUACCAAUUCAAGCACGAGAAGAGGCCGGACGCGGACUGGAUCCAAAGGUACCCUUUCUUGAAAUCGAGGUCUGCCGUGUUCAAGAAGUUCGAAGGUAAGGGAUUGGAUGACAAGUUGUGGGAUAACAGCAGGAAACACGUUUCCGACUCGGAGUUGUUCAACGACUGCGCGCCGUACAUGGGUUCUGACGAGGACAACUCAAUUGAGGUGACGAAGAAGCUGGCGGGCCAUAAGAAGUUGUCCGUCGACAGGAGAAACAAGAUUUUCUCCGUGUUGAAUGGAAGCAAACUGAAGAGCCGGGAAGUCGCACUUGCCGAAGGCGUCGUUCACAUUAAAUGGAAAGACACAGGGGAUGUGACAUCCAUCGUGCUGUUUGCCAAUGACCCUUUAGAGGCGGACAUCAUGGGCGCAGAGUUGAAGGAGGCAGUGGCUGCCACAAAGAGCAACACGUUCGUCCUCGAUCUGUGCGAGCCGCUUGACCUCAAACUGUGGAAGCCCCAAUAGCUGCAAUCGCUGUACUUCGUAGAGUCCGAAGAGCAGUUGAAGUUAGCCAGUUACGCUUCCCUGAUCUCCACUGACGACGAGGAAGCCAUAGGUGUAAAGUUUGUCGCCAACGCGAAGGAGGAGGAGAGCGACACGGAGAGCAUCGACCUGCAGUACGACCCGCCUCCGGCGGACCACGGCCGAGGGUCCUCGUCGACCGGUCCAUCACCAAGCGCUGCAGACCCCGUGUCACCAUUGGCCAAACCGGCGCCGGGCACCACACCGAUGAAGUUGCUGGAGAGACUUAGAGCUCUGGCCGCCCCCCCACCCGCUUUCCGUCACGGGUCCGUUGUCUCGCCCGAUCAUCCGUCUUGGAAGGAUGACAACAUCCACUUCCUGCUUGAACGGCAACGUUAUUCACCUGAGCAGGACUGGGGCCAUGACAUGGUUUGGCAUCCGGGAGUCAUCCAGCCAGCGAUACGAAAUGGCGAGUGGGUCAUGGCCAUGGCAAUCCCGGGCGCGGGAUGGGUGUCAUUCCCACGCGAGUCGAAGUCGAACUUCCUGCACCUCGCGAGGAUUUCGGUCCUCCAGAAAGUGACGGCCGAAAAUAACAUUUUAGCACGUGGCGACCUGUCCCUCAUUUCCACUGCCAAUCGACUGUUCGACGAGCUUCAGGACAAGUGCUGGUUGGAAUUGACGGAGGACUACUACGAGCUCAACACGAGUCCGUCGAAGGGCGUGGUGGACUGGAAAGUGCCCCCUCCCAGUGGGCCGGACGGUGGUUCUGUGGGGGGGUCACCUGGAAGCGGAGCGGAUGGGGGUGGCGACGCAGGGGACGGCAAAGGAAUCCUGCCUAUGGGGGAGAGAGGGUCUCACGGCCGCAACACGACACCGGGAGGCAGCGCCGGGGUGGCGGUCGCUCGGCCAGAAAGCCGAACUACGUCGGGUGAGGAGCCGCCAGAGCGGUCUGGAAUGCGAAGCUGCUCGGGGUCGGGGGAUCCAAGCAAGGAUCGAGAAAUUCGCAGCAUUGUGGCGCGGGACGGAGACGUCGGAAAGGUGUUGCCUGGGCGGGAGCGAUGGCCGCAAGGAUUGCAGCGGGAGGCUGCAAGUGCAGGGUCCGGCGACACGGAGACCACGAAGUCCUCCAAGAUCCGAACUUCUUCGGGCGGGGUUUGUCGGCCACGGAUUGUCGUGCCAUUGAGAGGGGCAGCGUGGACGGGGACGGAAGGGCGGUCCUCGAGAUUCGGCAUGGGUACCGCGGAAGGGGACGAGUUUUGUGGGAGGGAAGUACGGGAGAAAAGGGAGGAACAGAAGGGAGUGCAAAAAGGGGAGGAAGAAGAAGAAGAAGAGGUGGAAGGGGAGGAAGCGGGAGAAACGGAGCUAAUUGAUUUGUUUGAAGGAAGGGAGGGUGUCGGAUCUGGAGAAGACGAAGUGGAACACAGUGACGACGAUGCCACGGCAAUAGAGAUGGAGACACAAGUGGUCAGCAGCCUUUCCGCAGAGCCUGAAGAUUAUGCGGUCCGACCACUGACGUCUGCUAUCGACUUGCAGCACCGGUUCGACGAGGCUUCUGUCGCUAUCAGCCCGUCUGAAAAACAUCGACGUAUAAGUAUCGACGAAGUCAUCGACGGUAUCCUCGGCGACCACAACGUGUCUGCCCGUCCGUGCGCAACUGCCAACAUCGCAUCUUUCGUGGCAACUGCCUUCGCUUUGUCGCCGCCGAAGUCUCUGGUGCUGCCGGCCACCCUUGCCGCCGAAGGGGAAGGCGAGUGCAGUGGAGGACAGCAUCCCCCGCAUCUUCAGUUGGACAUAGGGUUACCCUGCUCGCCUCCUUUCUCAUGUGUUGAGACUCGAGACUGGCGGUCUCACGACAUGCUGGAGGGGCCCGCUCCAGGAGUGUUGGAUACCGGGGGUAGCGAGAACGAACGUCACACUCCUCGGGAAGACGAGCGCUCUCCGGGAACGCGUGUUGUAGAUCGGGAAGAGGAGACUCAACGCUGGCAGUCUCGCAAAGUGUUGGAGACCGGGGGUAGCGAGUGUGAACGUCAUGCUUCGGAGGGUGCGCCCGUGGACACUGACAGCGAGAGUGCAGGAGCUCCGGGGGAAACACAUGCUGUACAACGGGGAGCGGAGACUCGAAAUGGGCCGGCUCCUGAAGACGUGAAGUGGCUCCACGCACGAGCGCUGGUGAUCGGGACGUCCGAAGAGGUUCUGCAGAGUCGCUCGGCUGUGGCCACGACGCGAGAGGGUGUCGUUAACGGAGGUAAGUGGACGUCCGUGCAAGCUCUCGUUCUUGGCGACGAUGAAGACGAAGAAGAACCCUCGGUGGAAGCUCAGGUUCAUGGCGAUGAGAAAGGCGGUGAGGUGACUGUUGACAUUCGGACGGAUCCACAACGGAAAGAUGGUGAUUCUUUGCCCACCCGUUGCUUUGAAGAACAGGGUGGUCGAGCGUUUGUCCUGAGCACCGCUCGGGGAAUGGUGCUUCAUGAAGCCAUAGAGUUGGGUGACGACUCCGCAGCCACCGAGCUGGUUAGCGACUCAGGCGUAGCCGAGAUGCAGAACGUCGAAUCCUCCAUGGAAGGCGGUGAGGUGGCCGUUAACAUUAAGAUGGAUCCAAAGCGGAAAGAUCAUGAUUCUCCGUCCACCUGUUGCGGUGCCGAACAGGGUGAUCGAGCAUCUGUCCUCAGUACGGGUCGAGAAAUGGUGCUUCAUGAACCCAUCGACUUGCCAAGCGACUCAGCUGCACCGAGCUGGUUAGCGACACAGCCGUGGCCGAGGUCCAGAACCUCGAAUCGUCCGUGGACGUUGGCGCAGUGGCGCGACAGAAGGGCGAGUUUCCUCAAAGGGCUCCCGAGCACGGUGCGAGGUUGUUAAUGUCCCUGCCCAUGAAGCCUUUAAAAGCC
This is a messenger RNA of Chara braunii, 6203 nucleotides long. The record is from the annotation of a GenBank genome assembly. NCBI's taxonomy places the organism in Eukaryota, Viridiplantae, Streptophyta, Charophyceae, Charales, Characeae.